Messenger RNA from Prosopis cineraria, 1403 nucleotides. Its product is annotated as GDSL esterase/lipase At5g33370-like. The transcript has 5 exons. The record is from RefSeq and is a predicted model, not a curated record. The coding region runs from base 69 to 1202 and encodes 377 amino acids. Lineage: Eukaryota; Viridiplantae; Streptophyta; Magnoliopsida; Fabales; Fabaceae. Gene Ontology annotation, molecular function: hydrolase activity, acting on ester bonds.
ACAAGUCGAUUUUUGCAGAGUUAUACGUUACGUUGAGCUUUUAGUCAUAUCCCCUCCUGUGGAUAGGCAUGGGCAGUUCAAUGGGAUGCAGUUGGUGGGCUUACAGCACCGUAAUGGGCGCAGUAAUGAUCAUGGCACUGGCAGGUGGGUUGAGAGGGGCAGAGGGUGCCCGAGCAUUCUUCGUGUUCGGGGAUUCGCUGGUGGACAAUGGCAACAACAACUAUUUGGCCACCACCGCUCGAGCUGACUCUCCUCCUUACGGCAUUGACUACCCCUCUCGCAGACCCACUGGCCGCUUCUCUAACGGCUACAACAUUCCUGACUUUAUCAGUCAGGAACUUGGAGCAGAAUCCACGUUGCCAUAUUUAAGCCCAGAGCUCACCGGACAAAGAUUGCUUGUGGGCGCCAACUUUGCUUCUGCUGGAAUCGGCAUUCUCAACGACACCGGAAUUCAGUUUGUCAACAUAAUCAGAAUAUACAGACAGCUAGAGUACUUCCAAGAAUACCAGCAGAGGCUGAGCGCCCUGGUUGGAGAGGGGCAGGCGCAGCGUUUGGUGAGGGGAUCACUGGUCCUUAUCACUCUGGGAGGCAACGAUUUUGUGAACAACUACUAUUUGGUUCCUUUCUCCGCAAGAUCCCGCCAGUUCGCUCUUCCCGACUACGUCAAGUAUUUAAUCUCCGAAUACAAGAAGAUACUCCGGAGGCUAUACGAUCUGGGAGCGCGGAGGGUGCUAGUGACGGGGACGGGGCCGUUGGGGUGUGUUCCGGCGGAAUUGGCGAUGCGAGGCAGGAACGGGGAGUGCUCGACAGAGCUGCAAAGGGCGGCCUCACUGUACAACCCGCAACUUGUUCAGAUGCUGGCUCAACUUAACCGCGAAGUUGGCUCCGAUGUCUUCAUCGGUGCUAACACGCAGCAGAUGAGCAAUGAUUUCGUCAGCAAUCCCGGAGCCUAUGGGUUUAUAACGUCGAAAGUGGCGUGCUGCGGUCAAGGGCCCUACAACGGGUUGGGAUUGUGCACGGUGGCAUCCAACCUGUGCCCGAACAGGGACGUGUACGCCUUCUGGGACCCCUUCCACCCGUCGGAGAGGGCCAACGGCUUGAUUGUCCGGCAGAUCAUGAGCGGUACCACCGAAUACAUGUACCCCAUGAAUCUCAGCACCGCCUUGGCCUUGGAUCGCGCUCUCGCCUCCUCCCUCAAUUAAUCAUUCUAUAUAUUCAUCCCUCUCCCCAUUUAUUUACGUCUUUAUUUUACCUUCGUUUCCUCCUGCGCCCCCCAUUCUGUCUCUCUAUAUGUACUGCAAUGUGUGUUCUCUCUCCCCAUCUUGUUGUAUUCCUCCCUGUCCUCACCAAAUAUAUAUUUCAUAGCAGCUGCCAAUUAAUAAAAUUAUUACACUUUUUUUUCA